AUGGAGCCAGUCCAAAUUGCUGCAGAGGUGAAGCGCUCUACUGAGGGUCAGGACAGAAAUGUUGCGCACAAAAAAUGUUCGUCAGAGCUGCCGGCUGGGCAGACUAAGAAAAAUCCAUCAGUGGUGCUGGAGGGCAAAGGGUGGCACCAACAACUGCAAGAAGGUCAGAGCAGAGACACGUGCGGUCUGAAGGAAAUGUCUGACUCAGGGAAAUCACAGCGAUUAGAAGAUCAGCACUCCCCCGCCACAAGCCAUCAAGACUAUGAGGUGUCCUUAUAUCCACCACAGGGGGGGAAGCCUUUUCCCUUCGGCAAACAGAAAGCUGUAGCUCAUGCAGCUUGCACACAGUCCCUCGGUAGCUGUGGUUCUGCCUCUCACAGGAAGUCCCCCAGUUUACCCGAGGCCCUGCAACAGUGUCCCCAUACAGGGAUGGAUCAGUUAUCAGAGACUGCGAGCAAGAUGGAACCCAAAUCACAAAAGCUCGGGAAGUAUGUUUGUGAUUACUGUGGAAGAGCAUGUGCCAAACCCAGUGUGCUGAAGAAGCACAUUCGCUCUCACACUGGUGAACGGCCCUACCCUUGCGUCCCUUGUGGAUUUUCCUUCAAAACCAAGAGCAACUUAUACAAACACAGAAAGUCCCACGCUCAUUCGGUCAAAGCUGGAACAGUGCCAUUCUCCGAACUAGGUUCUUACAAUGCCAAUGCCGACCAGGGGUCUUUCGAAGGGGAAGGAGAGGGAUACUCCGAUGCCGAGCAGAGCACGGACACGGAUGAGGACACACUCAGUGAUCCACUGCUGUUGUUGGACUCUCCCGUCGAGGCGUCAGACAGCGCUGCAGUCAAAGUGCUGAACCUCAUUGCUCAGAGAAAGGGAGUCAUGCCAGCAAUGUCAUCUCAGGAGGGUUCCUCCCUGGUCCAGGAAGUCAAUGCACCUCCAGCCACCACCGCUCAGGCCAGCCGUGCACUUCAGUCCUGCACCAUCAAACAAAGGCUGGCACUUCGGCUCUCCGAGAAGAGAAGUGGGGAUUCUGACCAAAAUCUCUCCCUCCCAAGUCAGUCCAGCAAGGGCAGCACAGACUCCGGCUACUUCUCACGCUCGGAGAGUACGGAACAACAGGCAGGCCCUCCAAACACAAAUGCCAAGUCCUAUCAGGAGAUUAUGUUUGGCAAGUGUUAUAGGCCCAGCCCCAAACAGACAAUGGCUCAUGUAGCCUGCAGCGCAGACUCUAGCGAUUACACCGGGAAACGUUCAGAGAAAGGUGUGUCCCGCGUUUUCACCCAAGAGAAAGAUAUAGUGGAAUCAAUCAAAAUCAACACAAAGACUUUUACAAGGGAAGAGACAGAUGAAACACAGCUGGACAUUGGCUUGGAUGGGGGAUCUCUUAUCAGGAGCAAUUCGAUGCCCACAUCCUCGGCAGUGUGCCUCAGUAUGCCCCCGGGCCUCAGAGGCAGCCACUCAUUUGACGAGAGAACCAGCACAGGGGGCAUGAGGAGGCUGAGGAGGCAGGCUGCAUUCGAGCUCUCACCGCAUGACGGGCACUCCGAUGCUGACAAUCACGGCAAGAUGCCUGAGAGCAGCCUCUCCCCCUCAGGUUUUGAAGUGGAAAGUUAUGCAGCUGUGGCAUCUAAUGCAAGCUACCAAAAAUAUGCCAUGGAACUGACAACACGGAAGCGUCGGAAAGAGAAGAGGGAAGAGGAGGAUUUAGGUGGUCAAUAUGACACCCACCAUGAACAGUGUGAGGAAAGGUUUGAUGCUGCUAAGGACAAAGAUUCAAAACAUGUUCACCAAGGAGGCGUGGGGAUUAUAGCAUUAGAGAAGCCACAUUCUGCAGGUCAGCAUACUCAGUUAGACAGGUGUGACAUGGAGGUAUCAGUGAGCCCUGACAUUUCUGUCCGAAAAACUUUAGGCAAUGUAAUUUCUGUUAUCCAGCACACAAACUCGUUAAACAGACCUCAUUCUGAACAAUUAGAAUCUUACAAGUAUCACACGCAGAGACUGGAAAAUAUUUCCUCAUUUCAGACCUCAGAGCCAAGUGAAACAUAUGAGAUGAAUAGAAGCGACAGUAAACUGGGCCAACCAUUUCAAAUGGGCCCCAAACUAGUACGUCAGUCCAACAUACAAGUCCCAGAAAUCAGGGUCACAGUAGAGCCUGACAGUCCAGGAAAAACCCUGGAGGUGCAGCCCAAGGAACCCGAGAAACAUGAGGAGUUUCAGUGGCCACAGAGGAGUGAAACCUUAGCCCAAUUCCCCCCGGAAAAGCUCCCCCCAAAGAAGAAAAGAUUGCGCUUAGCUGACAUUGAGCACUCUUCUGGAGAGUCCAGUUUCGAAUCGGCCUGCACCAGUCUCUCCCGCAGUCCAAGCCAAGACAGUAACUUAUCUUACAGCUCCGCAUUCUCCUUUGACAGGGAGGAGAGCUUGAAGUCAGUCUCCCCUGCCAGGCAGGAUGAAUUUGGCAAACCCCUGGAGCUGUUAGCAGUACCGGGGAGUGGGCACUCCCUUUCCAUGCUCCACCAACGCCAACAACAUGAAAUGAGACGCUCCUCGUCAGAGCAGGCGCCCUGUAACUUGCGCAAGGAGUUCCCAGAGAUACGAAGCAUGUCAUUUGACUAUGGCAGCCUCUCUCCAUCGUCCAAAGUUAGACAGGCAGACGUCAGCACAGUCCAUGCCGUUGUUAAGGAGAAGAGAAGGGCCAACUUGGUGCGGCAGGAAUCAUUGAAUAUGGACACCGAGUUAACACAGGUUCCAACACAGACACUCCCACAGUACCUCACCAACAUCCCUCCCUUCACAGCCAGCAUGGGGCUGCCGCAGACUCUGCCAAUAUUUGCCACCGGACAUUCGGGUCCCCAGCAGUCACCCCCCAGCCUGUUAGUUCCUGUUCGAAUUCAGACACAUGUGCCACCCUAUGGUAGCAUUACUUACACUACAGUUUCACAGAUUGUAGACAAUCAGUAUGAUGGUGUUGGCUCCCCCACGGUGACUUGUCAGAACCAGAUCUCCCGCCUGCCCAGGAAUCUCCACUCACCUCACAUUUUGGGUCACAUAAGGGCACUUUCUGCACACACCCUCAACGUGGAAGGGCUUGAUUUGUCCUCGGCUAAGCUAAAGACUGGUAUCCCCCUGUCUCUGACUUCCAGAACCAUCUCCACCACCAAUGCCUCCAGCGGGGGGGCUAGCAAACGGAUGCUGUCCCCUGCCAGCAGCCUGGAUCUUUUCAUCGAGGUCAAACAGCAGAAACGCGUGAAAGAAGAAAAAAUGUUUGGUCAGAUUGUGGAGGAGCUGAGCGCCGUGGAGUUGGGGAAAAGUAAUUUGUCUGAAGAGAAAGGCAACAGGGCUGAAAUGCGGGGCACCUCCACGCCUCGAGCUCAGGAUAAUUCGCAGAGAAGCAAGUUCAUCCCUCUUCAGCAAAACAUGACGGAGAACGCUGAUGAAGGGGAAUCAGCCAUGGAGAGCAGCUCUGCAGAGUGUGGCUCUCCUACAUACUCUCUCCGGUCAGCCAGCGAAGCCAAAGAUGUCGGCGCUAUGAGGAAGCUGCAACUGGACGUGGUGGCACAGCUGGUCACCGGUGCAGAUAUCCUAUUCUCAGACACCAAGCACUCAACAUACUUGUCUCCCUUUCCAAGUCUCCGUACAACAACAGGUGUGAGCUGGUGCUAUCUAAACUACACCAAGCCAAGCAGCUCUCAGACCAACACCCCAUUUUACUCCGUGUACGCCACCUGGUGUGUCAGCUCCCAAAACCCCAACCUCCCUGACCUGAGCACUGCUGCCUCCCUAGCCCUCCUGCAGUCUAAACAGAGAGGAGACAGGGUCAUCUACACUCUGGCGGCCAUUUGUCAGCCAGGCACCAGCAAACUGGUUUCCUCAUUAGGAAUAUGGAGACCCAAAAUGGAACAGCUGCAGAGGAAACUGGAGCCCAAAGAGGUGGAGCUCACCUACGGAAAGAAGAUGAAGGACGUCAGCAGCAGCCGGGUGAAAACGGCCAAGGAGGAGUGGAAGGAGAGAGAGGCGUCUGCAACUCAAACUGUGCCAACACGCAUUAAGAUCUUUGAAGGAGGGUACAAAUCCAAUGAGGACUAUGUGUACGUGCGAGGUCGCGGCCGGGGGAAGUACAUCUGUGAGGAGUGUGGGAUCCGCUGUAAGAAACCUAGCAUGCUGAAGAAACAUAUCCGGACCCACACAGACGUGAGACCGUACAUCUGCAGGGUCUGCAACUUCGCUUUUAAAACUAAAGGAAACCUGACAAAACAUAUGAAGUCAAAGGCACACAUGAAAAAGUGCCUUGAACUGGGUGUGUCGGUUACAGUGGACGACACAGAAAUACAAGAAAAUGUCGACUAUGCUCAGCAAGAUUUCAAGGCAGGCUUGGUGGGCACGACCAAACAUCAGUUCUCAGACGCUGAGGACUCCGACGGCAUGGAUGAAGAUAUCGAUGACAUCGAUGAAGAGGAGGACGAAGACGACGAGUAUGAGGGUGACUCCACUCCGAAACUGCGCUCCAGGAGCACGAGCCCCCAGCCAUGCGGGUUGACCUCCCUGUCCGUGACUGCCACAGCUGCCGCCAUUCACGGUUGUUCGCUCGUCUCUCUACCGGGCGUGGACAGCCGCCACCAGACCUCCGGCAGGCGAGCGGGUGUGGAGCAGAAGGACGGGGUUUCCGCCGAGCAAAGGGAGAGGUCCGUGGAUGAGGAUUCUCUGACCAUGGUGGCUCCAGAGCAGGGCUGCCUCCUAUUCGACCCUUACUCCUCCUGCCUCCUCUCACCAGGAUGGGAGUCUCCAAUCAGGGAGCCCUCCCCCUCACGUCUCCGCUACCCUUCCUCCAGGAGGGAGCUCUCCCCCCGAGGACGCUCCUCCCCGAGGUGGGAUGCCUCCCCGCUAAGGCCCAGCUCACCCAGCUUCAAGCCCAUCCAGCACCUCUCCCCAUCCUCCAUAGAGAGACCACUUUCCCCUGGCGUGGAGCUGGCAGCAAAGCGAGAGCCGUCGGUGAGGGGACGGCAGCGGGUUGUGCUGCGGGCGGUGUCGCCACGCCGCGGCUCACACCAACACAGAGGAACCGGAGAUAAAACCAGACAGCAAGCCAAGGUUGACCUGGCACAUCAACAAGGAUCCUUUGAAAUGGAGCUGGAUCAGCGGAGCAGCAGUUUGGUGUCCAGCCGAAGCGUCCCUACCAGCUCCCAUCAGCAGAACCUCCUCAGCCACCUCCCGCUGCACUCCCAGCAAACAGCGCAGAGCCUCAUCCCCAUGGCUCCCAUCGGCGGCAUCCAGAUGCUGCCCUCCCCCUCCUCUUCUUCCUCCAGCGUCGAUGUCGCCACCCCCUCCCCGGCACUGAGCCCCCCAUCCGGCGAGAGCCCGCAGUGCAGCAGCAGCAGCAGCGCCGACGGCUCCGUCAACAGCCUGGUGGCCCGCGACCCGACGGGCCGAUUGCAGGAGCCCGUUUCUCCUCGCCAGGUGGCCGCCAAGGGCUCCCAAAGCCCCGACCCCGCCGCCACAGACAGCCGGCAGGAGGAAAACGUCCAGACCUGCAUGAAAGCCAUCGCCUCCCUGAAGAUAACCAUCGAGGACCCCCACUAG
Molecule: messenger RNA, 5571 nt
Organism: Lampris incognitus (smalleye Pacific opah)
Lineage: Eukaryota; Metazoa; Chordata; Actinopteri; Lampriformes; Lampridae
Gene: hivep2b
Product: HIVEP zinc finger 2b
Exons: 6
Coding region: 1-5571 (1856 amino acids)
Biological process (GO): regulation of transcription by RNA polymerase II
Cellular component (GO): nucleus
Molecular function (GO): DNA-binding transcription factor activity, RNA polymerase II-specific; RNA polymerase II cis-regulatory region sequence-specific DNA binding
Source: RefSeq, a predicted model, not a curated record